AUGGUGAUGCACAUACUAUUUGAGACGCUAACUGGGUUCGCCCUUUUUAAACUAUUAGAUGAAGGAAAGCUGGAUAAUGUCGAGGAUUUGGGUAAGGAGUUCUCAUCUGCAGCGUCAGCCCAAAAGGUUUCUCAUAAAACCUUGGUGUUAGUACAGAUGGUCAAGCUAAUAGCUUUUCACAAGUUUGAAAACAUUCCUGAAGCUCUUGAAAUAGUGGCUAAUUUGCUGGAGGGAGCUCCUAGCGAAGUUCUCCUCGAAUUUCUAGAAUCUAAUUGUAAAUGUGAAGCCUUAGCUGUGGCUGAUUCGGAGCUUGGAAGUAUCAUCAAGGAGAAGCUGAAAAUAGAGUGUGUUCACAACAAUGCUGUUAUGGAGCUGUUACGUGGUGUGAGAAGCCAGCUUACCGAACUGAUUCCUGAUCAUCAAGACUUAGGUCCAAUGAAUCUGGUGUUGUCUCGCAGCCUUGCUAGAGAUAAGCUCAAGCUUAAGUCGGACGACAAGAGGGUUCGUGAAUGUUAUGGUUUGCAUUUUCCCGAGCUUGCUAACAUCAUUAAGGACAAUAUCUUAUAUGCCAAGUCUGUAAAAUUAAUUGGAGAUCGGAUUAAUGCCGUAACCCUAGAUUUCUCUGAGAUUUUGGCUCAUGAAGUUGAAGCUGAACUAAAAGAGACUGUUGGGAUAUCUAAGGGAACUGAAGUCAGUGACCUUGAUUUGAUGCACAUCCGGAAACUCUGCGACCAGGUUCUUUCUCUUGCUGAGUACAGAGCUCAGCUUUAUGACUACCUGAAGAGCAGAAUGAACACAAUUGCACCAAACCUAAGUGCUGUGGUCGGCGAGCUAGUCGGUGCUCGCCUGAUUUCUCAUGGUGGUGGUUUAUUGAACCUAGCAAAGCAACCUGGGAGCACUGUUCAGACUAUCGGCGCUGAAAAGUCCUUGUUUAGAGCCCUCAAGACCCAACAGGCUACUCCAAAGUACGGUCUAAUAUACCACACAUCCUUGGUCAGCGAAGCUGAACCCAAGCACAAGGGUAAAAUCGCACGGUCACUAGCUGCAAAAGCUGCUCUCGCUAUCCGGUGUGAUGCUUUUGGUGAUGGCCUAGACAACACUAUGGGAGUGCAAAGCCGUUUAAAGCUUGAAGCACACUUGAGAAACCUCCAAGGAAAAGAGUUAGGAAGUCUCUCUGGCUCAGCUAAAGGAAAACCAAAGAUUGAAGUUUCUGAUAAGGAUAAAAAGAUGGGAUCGAGAGGUUUAGUUAUCUAA
Thlaspi arvense is the source of this 1254-nucleotide messenger RNA. Lineage: Eukaryota; Viridiplantae; Streptophyta; Magnoliopsida; Brassicales; Brassicaceae. The record is from the annotation of a GenBank genome assembly.